AUUGAUCCCGUUUGGGGUCGGACCACAGUGAGCUCUCGCACCUACACAGCGGGGGGCUACCGCUGUUGAGCUCGGGGGGACUGAUGCUGCAAACUGUGUUGGGCUCAGAAGCAACACACAGGAGUGACAGACUGUGCGUGUGGGUGGCUGUGCCAGUUUAAAAGACUAGACGAGGCAGAAAAUGCUUGCUGUGAUGGUUAAGAAUGUGGUUACAGAUUAGCAGGGGAGCGGUGAGGUCUGAUGUACAAAGAGUCAGCUGGGAAAAUAUGCUCAGUGUUUUGGGGGUGAGGGGAAGAGGAAGGCUGAGAGGAGAGAGAGAGAAACACUACUGAAGGCAGAGAUGUAUAUGUGAGAGAGAGAGAGAGAGAGAGCGAUACAAGGACAGACGGCUCUGAGGGGAGGGGAGGAAACACUUACACAGACUCUGUCACACCUUCCACACAGCCUCGCAGCCUCUGUGAGAGACUCAGCAGAUCUUGACGUUGUGAGGAAAGAUGCACAUGAAAGGAGCAGGACAAUAGCUCCUGGGAGAAAUACAUGCUGAGGACUAUACAGCAGCAUUUCAGAGAGAGCAACAGAGGCAACGUUUAGAGGUUUAUUCUGCUGCUGAGGACCUUAAAGAGGACAAGAGCUUUACGUUCUUUGGAGGGGUUUCUCCUCUUCUGCUGCCGCUGUGAGGUUACAGUCUCCGUGCUCCCUUGCACAGCAUCAGAAAGGACUGAUUUUAAAAGCCUGAGACAAUGAGUGAGGCGAAAAAAGGAGAGAUAGCAAUCCGGGAUAAAGCCAUCCUGCACCAGCAGAGGCGUCUGAAGCAGGCCACCCAGUUCACACACAAGGACUCUGCUGACCUCCUGCCCCUGGAUGGUCUGAAGAGACUGGGCACGUCUAAAGACUUGCAACCUCACAGCAUCGUGCAGCGUCGCCUGCUGGAGGGAAACAUCACGCGACUCAGAGGUGAGGGCCGGGACCUCAGCACCAGGGUUCGCUCCCCACUGGCCGACACCAAGGACGGACCUGCUGACACCGAGGAGAGGAGCGAGAGCACGGCCGAUGACUCCACAGAGGAGAGGGAGUCUUUGGAGGAAAGCGAAAGGAGCCUACGGUCGGACGAGGAGGACGACAGCAGCGAGGCCGGAGCCAGACAGACAGCUGAGAAGCCCGAGGGCGGGGAGAGCUCGCCUGUCCUAACUGCUCUCAUCAUUCAGUGCAAGUGCUGCGAGACUGAAGUCAAGGCAUCCAUCAACACCGGCAGCCAACACAACCACAUCUCCACCUCCUGCUGUCAGAGGCUGGGACUGGUGCCCAGACAGGCCAGUUCACCAUGCGACGUGAACAGCUCGGUGACGGAGCUGCAGCUGCAGCUGGGCACACAGAGAGUCCAGUGUUCAGCUUACAUUAAAGAGGACGAGGCGUUCGAGCUGUGCCUGGGUCUGCAGACUCUUUUGGAACUUAAAUGCUGCUUGGAUCUGAGCAGUCGGGUCCUGAAGCUGCAGGGCUGUGGCGAGGAUCUGCCCUUCCUGAACCCCUUGACCGACAGCCAGUGCCAACACGACACCAACGAGAACCUGUGAGACCGACUCGGCAGCAGCGACCACGUCCUCCUAAAGCCUAUUUGGUUGCAGCAAUGCGGCACGAUGCUGUUCAUGUCUGGGCUGUGGGGUCACCGUGUCUCUCACUGCCAGAACAUGGAUGAGCAUUUGCAUCAGUUGUGCUUGAGUUUACAUCUUUGUGUUGGUAGAAUUAAGACAUUCACCAUGAUUAUCGCUUAUAUAAAACUAGUCUAGUAAACAGAGGAAAAUCCAGUCUUGUAAGUUUAAUCAUUCUUUGUGAUUAGACUAUAUAUUCAAACCAAUUUGUCUGCUGAGCUGCUCAAAUACACCAAUGCACUAAAAGGGAAAACCAUAAUAAUCCUUAAAGUGAUUUUUUGUGGAAUAUUUUGUGAUUUAACUGUAAAAAAUACUUUGAGUCAUAGAGUGAAUGAAAAACAAGUUAAUUGCGAAGUUAAACAACUUCACUUAAGAUAUUCUUAAAGGAAUAAUUUUAUAUUUGGAAACGUUUAGCAACAACAUUAGCCUAUCAGCACCAUUAAAACUCACUAUUUAACAUAUUACAGCUAAUUUCUGAAGACCAUACGAACACUAAAUGUACAAAAUAAAAGUUGUACGUAAUAUAAAGGCUGACAAAAACUAAUAUAAGCAUAUUAAAGUUUUUUUUAAAGCUUUUUAUAGAUGAAACCAGAUUGCUAUUCCAACCUAACUUUCUUCUAGCAAAUACUUUAGCAACUGAUCCAAAACAUUAGUCAUACUCUAGGAUUUAUCAACUAUGUGUGUCGACCAUUUAUUUGAAAAGCUAUUAAGACUGAUCCACUUAGACAGGUCUCCACCACUUACACCAUCUGUGACGUUUAGCUAGCAACAUCAACCCAUUCUUUCAUUUUCCAAUAAAUUUGGCAAAAUAAUGAUUGUGUUUUUCAACCACUCCAAAUUUUAGCUUUUUGUAUAUAACUUUCUCCUAUUUUGAUUAUUUUGUCUGGCAGCUUUUAGCUACUCUGUUUUCACUCUUUAGCUAUGAUCUUUAGCCAUCAGUAUCAACUGUUCAUUCAUAGCUGUGGCCAGCAGCUGAAUUUUUUCCCAGACAAUUAUCUGUUGCUUUGGCUAUCACACCAUUGACCCAUCAGCUUUGACCUGCUUCAACUUUAAUUCACGUGCCCGUGAUUUAAGUUAUCAUAUUUACUCCAUGCUAUUUCCAACUAACUUUCCAACUUCCAACUUGGAAAGUUUCCAGCUUCCAGUUUAUAAAGUUAAUGUUUAUUUUAAAGUUGUUUUUUUUUAGUUCAAUUCUUUACUUUACCUGAAUAUUUGAUUUAAUAUCAGUAAUUUUACCUGGCUAUGUAUAACUUAAAGCUAUUGGCUUUGAAUUGCUAUGUAUCUGUUUCAGGUAUUAUCAAUUUAUUUUAUCAGUUUUGCUAACAAAUAAUCACAGUUGUGCAGAAAAACAGUAUUUCCAUUGUUUGUUAUCUUAACUGUCUGCAAAUGCAAAAAAAUUAGUAUACCGAACAGUUUCUGAUUCAUAAACAGCAAUUAAACAGCAUAAUAUUUUUCCCCAAAUCCUCCUCCAGUAAAACUUUCACCUACGAGGGGAAAACCCCUGCUCCCUCAGUGAUAUAAUAAUUUACGUGUAUCUACCUAAUUUGAAUGGUUACUGAACCAUAGUUAUUCAAAAGACACAAACAGUUUGACAUAUUCAAGAGAAAUAGUCAUAGAAAACAGAGAAAUACAAACUGAUUUUUGCAUGUUAACCUUGAAAUUUUCAAAUUUUAGGAAACAAAAGUAAAAAAUUAAAAUUUAGGAAUGUUGCAUACUGUGUCACAUUUAUCCUCAACUGUAAUAAUUAUAUAAACGCUUUAUUAUUUCCACUCUUUAGCAAUUAUUCUUUUUUUACCUGUUAUUCCACAGCUGUAUCUACAUAGUUUUCCUCCAUCUAUCCCUAACUUGUACCCAUCUGUUUGCUCAUUAUUUUUAACUAACAGUUUCCAAUAGUUACGCAUGUAUUCAGCAAAGUACACAGUUUUUUUCCAGUUAUUUUUAAACUUUAUCUGCACUCUUUAAACUCUAUUGGAUGAUAUAGCUUUAUUCUUUCAGAUGGUCUUGUGUGCAACAAGAGCGUCAAGCUAACAAAGGUCCUCUCCUAUCUUACCUCGUACCCCUGGAAUCAGUGGAUUUAACAUAUUGCCUUAACAUGUUCAUUAGUGAGGCUUUAAUUGGUGCUGGAAGGCUUCUUUUUCUCACCUUUGGACCAAGCCAGGCUGGUUUUUUUAAAUCAACAUUUCCUGGCUGUAGCCUUAUAUUUAUCAGACAGACCGGUGUCAGUCUUCUUGCUGUCAUCAAUAUGCUGUAUGAAGCUGUAGAAGCUGUAUUAAGCACAUUUCCCAAACUACAUUUAAGACACGACACGCCUCAUACAAAAACGAAGAGUCUUCAAGCUAUUUCCUGAGUGUUAAAAGAAAAUGUUGAGAAGCUUAGGAUUCUAGUGUAAUUAAGUGUGGAUCAGGCUACCUCCUUAAAGACACAGACUGGUUCUCAUAGAGAAUUUCAAGAGAUCUAAGGAAACAUUUCUCAAGUAGAUAUAUUUAGCUUUGUAAAGUCCCUUCAUUCUUUUUUUCCCUCAUAAAGAGACUGAUUUGGUUAUGUUUUCCAAGAGCACACUUUCCAGCCCGUCACGAUGGCCUAGACUGAGUUGUGGUAGUUCCCUAUAAAUCUCCUCAUAUAAAAAUAGACUUAAGGCCAGCCGGUUAAAUAUAUCAAGAGUCAGAAAUAUCAAAACAUUCCAUCUGCAUGACUUUGUAAAGUUCUGCCUUUGUAUAAGUCUGCAUGUUUAUGUACUAGUCUGAUUGUGUCAUGUUGAAAGUCUGAAGGGGCUGGAUGUGUGUGCAUUAUAAGCCCAGAAGGGUUUUCUGCCAUCUUAUAACAGCAGCUCCUGUUUCACGUGGGAAAAAAGUGGAACAGGUCCCAUCGUCCCAAAACUGGUACAGCGAGCUCCGGUCAGAACAAGCUGCCAAAAGCCGACCCCCGCUGCCUUCCCUUUCUGACUCUUUCAGGAGAUUUUAACCACUCGGCUAAGGCUGCACUUGUGCCAAGGCACCUCUUCAAGCUUAUCUUCAUUUAGGCAACUGAUCUUCUUUGUGUAUUUGCCGCCAUUUUUUGGCUGAUGUUAUUCACUCUUGAUGCCUCAUGUUUGCUGAUUUGCCUCCCCACUACAGUGCCACCUGCCUCUCUUGUAUGUGUUUUCAUAGUGUGGAGAGUAAGGAAGCUGCCUCAGAUGUGCUCACCGAAAGCACCAUCAUGCUCUGCUUUAACAACACCCGUGCUGCUCCACGCUUUUUGACCGUGCUACAGCAACCAUCUAGCCUAUUCUUGGCGGUCAUGAACGUGCAGAUUGGAAAUAUUUGUUUCUCUUUGUUGUGUUAGUGACCUUCCUAUGACGUGUGAGAGGAAUCGAUGUAUGACAGAAAUUUAUUUUUGGUGUUUUUCUUCUUCUGGACAGUAUUUUCUCUGCCUAAUAAAGUAUGUAUUCUGGCUA
Molecule: messenger RNA, 5079 nt
Organism: Oreochromis niloticus (Nile tilapia)
Lineage: Eukaryota; Metazoa; Chordata; Actinopteri; Cichliformes; Cichlidae
Gene: nrip2
Product: nuclear receptor interacting protein 2
Exons: 6
Coding region: 741-1571 (276 amino acids)
Biological process (GO): proteolysis
Molecular function (GO): aspartic-type endopeptidase activity
Source: RefSeq, a predicted model, not a curated record